This is a messenger RNA of Salvelinus namaycush (lake trout), 3045 nucleotides long. Its product is annotated as cyclic nucleotide-gated cation channel beta-1-like. The record is from RefSeq and is a predicted model, not a curated record. Gene Ontology annotation, molecular function: cGMP binding; intracellularly cAMP-activated cation channel activity; intracellularly cGMP-activated cation channel activity. Bases 1 to 2808 code for a protein of 935 amino acids. Gene Ontology annotation, biological process: retina homeostasis; monoatomic cation transmembrane transport. The transcript is spliced from 20 exons. Gene Ontology annotation, cellular component: photoreceptor outer segment; intracellular cyclic nucleotide activated cation channel complex; plasma membrane. Lineage: Eukaryota; Metazoa; Chordata; Actinopteri; Salmoniformes; Salmonidae.
AUGGCUCUGCAGGAGGAGGGGAAGACUGUAGAGGAGGGCGACUGUGGUAUCCCUGACAGCUGCGAUGCAGUAAAGAGCUGUCUCAUGCGUAUUCCCCACGCGCCUGCAUGCCUCAACAGCUUCAAUAACCUGCUGAAAGAGCACAACAUCACCGCUCCUAAACUUUCCCCCAUGCCCCAGCUCCCCACCAACCUCUCCCAGUUCCCCUCCCAGGUCACCCAGCUAAUGCCCUCUCUCCCCCAGAACUCUCCCAAGAGUUCUUCCACCUUAAGCCCCAGGAUGCCUAAGCAGCAGCAGCAAAACCGGGACCUGGAGUUGGACCGCCUGGUCCGCCAGGUCCCUCUCCACCACCGUCCUCCGACUCGCACCCCCUCACCGUCCUCCCCCAACAGUACCCUAGAGCUGCCCAACGUGCCCUUCUACCCCCGCCUACCACCCAUCAGCCUGUCCAGGCAGCUGUCAGGGCUUUUCAACCCCACCUUCCACAUCGAGGACGACCCCACGUCCGCUCUACCCUCAGUGAGCUCCAGGCUCAGUGUGCACCCAGCUGUCAAUGUGGAGGAUGUGGAUUCAGGCGGAGAGGGAGGAGGGGAUGGAGGGGAGCACCACCGCCACCACAUUCCCCAAAUCCUUACCCUACAGGACCCCAACUUUAAGACCCUGACCGUACCCGGAGUGUCCAAAACCAGCCGUCAGAGAAAGAAGUUGUACUCUCAGAGUGAGGAGGAAGAAGAGGAGAUGGAGAUCGCAGUGAGGGCAUGGCCUAGCCAGUCCAGCAUCCUCAGUGGAGACGAUGGGCUAAAGGAGCGCCCUGCGUCGUCCGCUAGCCAGGCCAGCUACGUGGUGAACGAGCGCCUACAGGAGCUGGUCAAGAUGUUUAAGGAGAGGACAGAAAGGGCCAAAGAGAAACUCAUAGACCCAGAUCACUCUGAUGAUGACAGUCAAACUGCCUCCCCUGCGAGAGCUCCAACACCACCUCCUGCACCUCCAGAGGAGCCGAAGGAGGAGGAGAUAGAGGAGCAGCAACCCAAGCCUAGAUUAUGCUGCAAGGUGACGCCUCCUCGCUGGAUCAGAGCUCUGCUGCACUACCGCUUCCCCGCUAGCAUCGACCCCUUCACCAAUCUGGUCUAUGUGCUGUGGCUGUUUUUCGUCACCUUGGCGUGGAACUGGAACAUGUGGCUUAUCCCGGUGCGCUGGGCCUUCCCCUACCAGAACCCCAGUAACAUCUACCUGUGGCUACUCACUGACUAUCUGUGUGACCUCAUCUACAUCCUGGACAUACUGGUCUUCCAGCCCCGCCUGCAGUUUGUCCGCAGUGGAGACAUAGUGUUUGACAAAAAGGACAUGAGAGUGAAUUACAUGAAAACCUUCCGGUUCAAGAUGGAUGUCAUCAGUCUUGUUCCACUGGAGUUGUUCUAUUUUAAAACUGGGAUCAACCCACUCCUCCGCUUCCCACGACUACUAAAGAUAAUGUCUUUCUUUGAGUUCAACGACCGUCUUGAGGGCAUCCUGACCAAAGCCUACGUUUACAGAGUGAUCCGGACCACCACCUACCUGCUGUACUGCCUGCACUGUAAUGCCUGUCUGUACUACUGGGGCUCUGCGUAUGAAGGUCUGGGCUCCACGCAGUGGGUCUAUGACGGACAGGGCAACAGUUACAUCCGCUGCUACUACUUUGCUGUGAAGACCCUAAUCACCAUUGGUGGACUGCCGGACCCCACAACGCUCUUUGAAAUCAUCUUUCAGCUCAUCAACUACUUUGUAGGAGUGUUUGCCUUUUCCAUCAUGAUUGGACAGAUGAGAGACGUGGUUGGUGCAGCCACAGCAGGACAGACGUACUACAGAGCAUGCAUGGACAACACUGUCAAAUACAUGGCCUCCUACCGUAUCCCUAAAGACGUGCAGAACCGGGUUAAAACCUGGUACAACUACACCUGGCAGUCCCAGGGCAUGCUGGAUGAACAGGAGCUUCUGGUCCAACUCCCAGACAAGAUGAGGCUGGACAUCGCUGUAGAUGUCAACUAUGACAUUGUCAGUAAAGUGUCUCUCUUCCAGGGUUGUGAUAGACAGAUGAUCUUUGACAUGCUGAAGAGACUGAGGUCUGUUGUUUACCUUCCAGGGGACUAUGUCUGCAAAAAGGGUGAAGUUGGACGGGAAAUGUACAUCAUCAAAGCCGGAGAGGUGCAGGUGGUGGGCGGGCCAGACGGGAAGACUGUGUUUGUCACGCUGAGGGCGGGGUCUGUGUUUGGGGAAAUCAGCUUGCUGGCAGUGGGUGGAGGGAACAGGAGAACAGCAAACGUGGUGGCUCAUGGCUUCGCCAACCUGUUCAUCCUGGACAAGAAGGACCUCAAUGAGAUUCUAGUGCAUUACCCCGAGUCCCAGAAGCUGCUCCGCAAGAAGGCCAGGAAGAUGCUCACGAAAGAUAAGAAGCCUCCGAAGGAGCCGGCCCAGGUGAUCCCUCCUCGAAUGGUCACGCCCAAGCUAUUCAAAGCUGCUCUGGAUGUGGCGCAUCAGAAAACAGGCCUCAAAGGGACCCUCGCCAAGAUUAAGGAAAAUAUCAACAAAUCCAGCGUUUCUCUACAGCCCUCCAUGUCCUCCUCCCUGCCUCCCUUGUCCCCAGUCUCUCCAGUCUCCAGUCUGGACCCAGAGCGCGAGGCUAACGCCAUGUCACCAACCAUAGACAGCUCCACGCUGCUCUGCCCCGUCUCCCAUUGUCACGGAGAUGAGACACUCUCCAAGGAGCAGGGCCAAGUGGCGGGAGAAGUUGCAGGAGAGAGUGGGAAGAAGAAAGAAAAGAGAAAGGCAUGAGUUGUCUCCAAAAGCUUUUAAAGCUGUCUUCAUGUGGAGAAAGGGAUGCACUUUUUUGUCCCUCUGUACUCUACUGCAGAGAGGGAGACCAGAGAGAGAAGAGCCAUGGUUCCUAAAGAUCAUCCAAUUAUGUCUCAGGAGUCACAGACUCACAGUUUCUGUUCCUUUAUACCCAUAUACUCUUCUUUUAGCUAACCCUUUGAUACUUGUGAAGUACACUGAGUAUACCAAAUUUGG